CAACACUAGUUCUUCUCUGCAACAAUGUCCAAUAAAAUUGAUAUUCUUACUCUCAUCCUUCUCUUUCUCGGUCUUCCAUCAUUCAGCCAUGGUUGGGGAGUAGAUGGUCAUCUCAUCACUUGCCAAAUAGCUCAGAAUCUCUUAACUGAAUCAGCAGCAAAUGCAGUAAAACAACUCCUGCCGACCUUCGCCGACGAUGAUCUUAGUAGCUUAUGCUCUUGGGCAGACAAAGUGAAGUUCAAGUAUCCCUGGUCAUCUCCUCUUCACUACAUUGACACUCCUGAUCACCUCUGUAACUAUAAUUAUGACAGAGAUUGUAAGAAUGAGAAUGGAGAUAAAGGGAUGUGUGUUUCUGGAGCUAUAAACAACUACACCAAUCAACUUUUGGCUUAUGGAAGCUCUUUUUCUAGUGCUUAUAAUCUCACAGAAUCACUUCUUUUCCUUUCUCAUUUCAUUGGUGACAUUCAUCAGCCAUUGCAUGUGGGGUUUACAUCAGAUAAAGGAGGCAAUGCAAUUGAUGUUCAUUGGUACACAAAGAAAGAAGUUCUCCACCAUGUUUGGGAUGAUGACAUAAUUGAGACAGCAGAAGAGAGAUUUUAUAAUUCUGAUGUUGAGCAAUUUGUCAAUGCAAUUAGACAAAACAUAUCGGGAAGCUGGUCUGAUCAAGUGGAGAAAUGGCAGAAAUGCAGUUACAACAAAACAUCCUGCCCUGAUGUGUAUGCAACUGAAAGCAUCACUGCAGCAUGUCAAUGGGCUUACAGAAAUGCGACCGAAGGAUCGGUUUUAGACGAUGAUUAUUUUUUAUCCAGAUUACCAGUUGUUAAUCUUCGGUUAGCUGAAGGUGGAGUUAGAUUAGCAGCAACACUCAACAGAAUAUUCAGACAAUAGUUUAUGAAUAUAGAACCAAUGUUUGUGGGGCCAAAAUUUAGCUUUAUUCAUGCAUGUAGUGUCUCCAAGUUGCAAAAAUAUAAUUCCAAUACUUUUUUUCAA
Molecule: messenger RNA, 990 nt
Organism: Dioscorea cayenensis subsp. rotundata (Guinea yam)
Lineage: Eukaryota; Viridiplantae; Streptophyta; Magnoliopsida; Dioscoreales; Dioscoreaceae
Product: endonuclease 2
Exons: 8
Coding region: 25-888 (287 amino acids)
Biological process (GO): DNA catabolic process
Molecular function (GO): endonuclease activity; nucleic acid binding
Source: RefSeq, a predicted model, not a curated record